Molecule: messenger RNA, 1744 nt
Organism: Aspergillus saccharolyticus JOP 1030-1
Lineage: Eukaryota; Fungi; Ascomycota; Eurotiomycetes; Eurotiales; Aspergillaceae
Product: MFS general substrate transporter
Exons: 8
Coding region: 1-1428 (475 amino acids)
Biological process (GO): transmembrane transport
Cellular component (GO): membrane
Molecular function (GO): transmembrane transporter activity
Source: RefSeq, a predicted model, not a curated record
AUGGGUCUGUUACCCCAGGUCAAACUGUACCUGAACCCAUGGGGAAACUAUGAAGACUUUCGGUAUCACACGUCCGCUCAAAGACAGAACUUUAUCAUAAGUCGAUUGAAAAAUGCAAGACGAAGAGAAUGGCUUUGGGUCGUGGUCGUGGCGGGGACGGGUUUCUUCGCCGAUGCGUACUUUAUCUUCUCCGUCAAUAUGGUCACUCCUAUUCUUAGUGCUGUCUACUGGCACAAGAUCAAACUCAAAUCCAACACCUUACACAACUACCAAGUCGCCCUUGCCAUUGCCACCUUGGGCGGUGCGCUGGUCGGCCAGAUCCUCUUCGGCAUCGCCGCAGACAUCUGGGGACGUCGUAAGAUGUACGGAUGGGAACUCAUCAUCCUUAUCUUCAGCACCCUGGGCAUGUCGAGGGCGUCAUCGGGACAAGAUAAUUCCAUGUCGAUGAUCGGAGUUGUACUCUCUGGCGGUUCUUCAUGGGCGCUUGCCCCUACGCGUAUCAGAGGCCGCAUGCUGGCAGUUGUGUUCCUCUGUCAGUCCUUAGGAGAGGCAGCAGCCGCCGUCGUGGCGCUCAUCGCCGUGGCUGGCUUCCGAAACAGCCUCCCAGAUGACCCGAGCAGUCUCGAAUCCUUCGUGGCGAUCUGGUUCCGGAUGACGAUCAUCGAAUCACCGCGGUACACUGCGGAUGUGAUGAACAACAGCCUGCAAGCUGCUGCCGAUGCCUCUCAGUUUUGUCGACCAACAGAGCUACCAGCAACAUCGAUGUCUAGCCUAGGGACAGACUCGAUGUCGCUUACCCACACUCGAACACACGAAGGACACACUAUCUCGCCGAUGAUAUCCCGCGGCUCUGACUGGGGAGUCAGCGAAUCGCUCACAAAUCCCCGUCUGAGUAUGUGGAAGGACUUUAGAGCAUUCCUCAAUCGGAUCCAUAAUCUUCGCACUCUGGUUGCCACUUCUUUAUGCUGGUUCUGUCUCGAUCUUCCCUUCUAUGGUCUGGGUUUGAUGAACGCAGAGAUCAUCAACACCAUCUGGUACGGACAGGCCAUUCAGCCAGCUGGCGUCUACCAGUACCUUCUUCGUGUCUCCUACCAGAGCAUCGUAGUCAUCUCGUCUGGUGCCAUUGUUGGCAGUGCCAUCGCCGCCAUGACGGUUGAUCGCAUCGGGAGGCGAAACCUGCAGCUACUGGGCUUUGGCUGGUUGUUCAUACUUAAUGUGAUCAUCAGUGCGGCCUUUCGGUAUUUGAGUGAGCAUGGGGAUGCCUCAGCUUUGGUUGUGCUUUAUGUGUUGACACAGACAUUCUUCAAUUUUGGACCGAAUACUACUACUUAUAUUGUUCCUGCAGAGCCUUUUUUAACCCGCUUCCGCUGCACCUGUCAUUCUAGCGCAGUGCUUUCUGGGUUAUGUGGACUUUGGCAGUGGUGCUAACUGGCGAAAUGUACCAGCUUGGCUGGGCUAUGCUCUUCUCUGUCUGUCCUUCUUCAUGCCGAUGGGAUUGAUCACCACACUCUGGAUCCCAGAUACCAGGAACUCAAACGGGAACAACAAGUCUUUGGAGCAGAUAGCUGCAGAGAUGGAAUCCAAGCAGGAGCUGGGGCGGGAUAUUGAGACCAUUAGUUUUCACUCGCAAGAAAACAAAGGAGCUUGAGAUAUGGUCUUCGUAUUGUGGCUCUGCAUGCUGCUUCUUCAUCUUUUCCUUGACUUGUGCUCUUACCGUUAUGUAUGAGAAAGAGGAAGCCAGAAG